AUGGAGUUCCAUUCACUGAAGUUGAAGUUCGGAUUUUUGUGUACAAUUCUUGUAGCAAUGGGUUGCAUUCUGGAGGGAGGCUGUGCUUUAAGAGUUGGUUGGCACGCAGGGAUGCCAGUAGCGAUUCUCGGGAAGAAUUUUGAGAGAUCUGGAGUUACUAAUUCAUUUGUUUCAAGUCUAAGUAAAGCUUCGUACGAGGCAUACAACUAUACCCAAGUUCUGAACCAUUUUGGAUACACGCCAGAGAGCUAUCAAACCUUUCCGCAAAGAUAUUUCAUAGACAAGUCCAACUGGGGCGGUGCUCAAAGUAAUUCUCCCAUAUUUGUAUGGUUGGGUUCAGCAGUUGACAUCACACACGACUUGGACACGGGCAUCUUUAUAGAUCAGGCUCCUAACUUCAAAGCUCUUGUGGUGUACAUAGAGCACCGUUAUUACGGGACGUCAAUGCCAUUCGGGGGAAAGGAGGCGGCGUAUGCAAAUGCGAGCACGAAGUGUUAUUUCACAUCCACGCAGGCCUUGGCCGAUUAUGCGGCCAUCAUUGUGGAUUUGAAGAAAACAUUAAAGGCGGAGAACUGUCCAGUCGUCGUGUUUGGUGAAACCUAUGGUGGAAUGCUAGCUGCAUGGUUUCGCCUCAAGUAUCCGCACCUAACAACCGGCGCCCUCGCAUCAUCUGCACCUAUCCUUCACCUCGAUGACACCGCUCCCACUACUAGUUCUGCCAGCGUUGUCACCAAAGAUUUCAGAGAUGUAAGCGACGUGUGCUACAGAAGAAUUAAUGAAUCGUGGGACAUGAUCGACAAAAUUGCAUCUACCUCUCAAGGAUUGCUAAGCCUAAGCAGACUAUUUAACUCUUGCGAAAUUGUUACGGAUACAGGCGCCUUGGACGACAUGCUUGAAUUUAUGUACAUCCACGCAGCAGGGUACGAUAUCUGUAACGUUAUCAAUAGCCUACCCGAAGGAGCAGACACUGUUAACAGAAUAGCUACUGCAGCAAAUUACAUGAACGAAGGCCAGUGCUUGGAUUUGAGUCCCGCGAAUCUCACUUAUUCAGGAUGGAAUUGGCAGUUUUGCACUGAAAUGGUGUUUCCAAUAAGCGAUCCUCCUGGCACGAUGUUUCGGCCCUAUCGCUAUGAUUUCAACUCCCAAUCCACGGAAUGCUACAAUGUUCACGGCGUCCUCCCAUGCCAACACUGGGGAACAACUGAAUUCGGAGGACACGAGAUUACAAGUGCGUUGAAGGACUUUGGAAGCAACAUCGUUUUUUCAAAUGGGUUAAGAGAUUCGUCAAGUAGUGCAGGCUAUUACUGUGAAAUAAAUGCAGCUGUAGCUGCACAGUGUAGGAUAGAUCUGCAAGAAGAAAAAAGAAAAACAGAGUUUGCAGGAAAAAAAAGUACAGAGCAUAAAAACUGUGUUAUUGAUAUUAACUGUUGCAAUACUUUUGUCUGCAUCGUUACUGUGAGUUCUGUGUUUGUUAUUGACCAUUUGGGUGUAAUGAGAAGUCUCUAUUCAAGCAUAAACAGGCAACUCCUUAAGCAGAAACCGCCGGCUCCUGUCACUACAAGCAGCCAGCUAGUUAAGCACGAUGAAGAGGAGCUGUUACGGCUCUUAAUUUGCUAUAUAUAUUCGUUUAAGUUGCUUAAACCCAAAACAUGUUUGCAAUUGAAACUUGCUACGAAAUGGAGUUCCAUUCACUGA
Molecule: messenger RNA, 1695 nt
Organism: Cryptomeria japonica (Japanese cedar)
Lineage: Eukaryota; Viridiplantae; Streptophyta; Pinopsida; Cupressales; Cupressaceae
Exons: 10
Coding region: 1-1695 (564 amino acids)
Biological process (GO): proteolysis
Molecular function (GO): serine-type exopeptidase activity; dipeptidyl-peptidase activity
Source: RefSeq, a predicted model, not a curated record